UCCGUGUGUGCGUAUGAGUGUGUGCGCGCGCGCCUGCGAGUGUGUGCGAGGGAGUUUUGCUCCUCGCCGUUCGCUCAUGAGACGGAAAACGCGGCAAAGACGACGAGCCGUGGCGAAUGCUAAAGAAAAGCGGCCCCGUUCUUAGCUUUAGCCGAGCAACGGCCCUAUUGCGAGUAAAUGGGAUUCAACGUCGUCCGAGAAUGUAAAGACUCUUCUGAAGGAUGGGAGGAAAAAGCUUCGCUGCUACGCUGCUGUUUCUGGGCUGCAUCUCCGUGUCCUCGGUCGAUGCCGACAGUUUGUCUGCGCCGCUCAAUGUGACCAUCAAGACCUUAGAGGGCAACUCGGCUGUGGUCACAUGGGACAUCCUGGAGGGGGACCCAGUCAUCGGCUUUGCCAUCACACAGCAGAAGAAGGAUGUGCGCAUGAUGCGCUUCAUUCAGGAGGUGAACACCACCACUCGCUCCUGCGCACUGUGGGAUCUGGAGGCAGAUACAGAGUACAUUGUCCAUGUGCAGUCCAUCAGUAUGAGUGGCACCAGCCCUCCCAGUGACCCUGUCCUUUUCCGCACUCCAAAAGAAUCAGAGAAACUCGCCUCCAAAAGCCCUGAUGAGGUGACAAUGAAGGAGGUUGGCCAGGCAGCCCAACUGAGGGCUGGAGAGCUCAUCAUUAUAGUGGUUGUCCUGAUCAUGUGGGCAGGUGUGAUAGCUCUCUUCUGCCGUCAGUAUGACAUCAUUAAAGACAAUGAGCCCAACAACAACAAGGACAAAGCCAAGAACUCAUCAGAGUGCAGUACCCCUGAGCACCCCACAGGGGGCCUCCUGCGCAGCAAGGUCUAAAAGCACCUUCCUCCACAGGCAAUAAUGGGCUUUAGCCUCAGGACAUAGCUCUGAGACAUACUAGAAAGCCAUCCAGCGACAUCAUUGUAAAACAGACUGAACUUCCUCAUUUGAAAAGACUCUUUAAUAUUAUAUCCUUUCAAACAACAUGGAACCAUGGACUUUGGUGCUUGUCUGCGAAGGACACAGAGACAACCUCCCACUUGAGCACAUCUAAAGAGCGGAGUGGACAUGAGAAGUGGAAAGUGCCAGACCUCGGUGCGAAGUAUUCCCUCGGGUUUGGAUCCAAACUGGGAGACGGUACAACCAGAGCUGCUGCCUCAGCAGGAGGUCCCAGCAUGCUGAAAGCUGGAAAGCCAGGAGCGCUAUACCACCUGAGGGGCAUGCCUUUGCCUCCAGCGUCGCCUCACACAGAUAAGGCGAAAUGUGUCAUCCCCUUGGAGGCAGAUGCUAAAUAAACCAGGGUUGUGCGAUAAA
Messenger RNA from Colossoma macropomum (tambaqui), 1313 nucleotides. It is a transcript of the gene fndc5b, whose product is annotated as fibronectin type III domain containing 5b. The coding region runs from base 222 to 836 and encodes 204 amino acids. The transcript is spliced from 6 exons. Gene Ontology annotation, molecular function: protein binding. NCBI's taxonomy places the organism in Eukaryota, Metazoa, Chordata, Actinopteri, Characiformes, Serrasalmidae. The record is from RefSeq and is a predicted model, not a curated record.